GAUCUCAUAGUCUAAAAAAAAACCCAGGGUAAAACCAUGGUAUAAAAAUAACUGAAAAAUUUUUACAGCAAAGUCCUGAUUUUUUCCUACACCAGAGACAUGGUUACCCUGGGAGUGAUAGCAGGCUUAUUUUUUGUGGGAGCCUUUAUACUUCAACAGGGAAUAUUCGGGACAAUCAUUAAUUCUGAUGUACUAUCCGAAGGGACUUGUCAGUCGAAGGAAUUGGGAAUUUCAAUUACGUUGGAAUGCGACAUUAAAAACAUCGUAUUCAACAUACUUUCAUAUAAUUUAGCAACCUGCCAGUAUAUUAAUAAUUACACGUUAUAUUGUCACACCGAGGAUCCAGUGAAAUAUUUCCACAACAAAAGUGGGAUUCUAACCAUAACAACUCCAUUUAACCACACUGUCCAUGCAGGAAAAACGUUGUGGGUGAAUACGACCUGUGUCAACAGCAGCGAUGUCCAGGACAAUAUUAUUCUCAAGCCUUGUCUUUCCGAGUUUCAAACAAUGGCGUACCAUAACAACACACACGUUGGCAUUUCCUGUGAGCAUGCGUCCUACAGGUAUUCCAACACAGGUAUCCGCCUAGCUGUUGACAACGGCAACGAUUUGGCACACUGCAGCUGGAACGGAACGAACAAGUGUCAUGGGGAUGCUGAAGCUCUGAACAAUGGGUUGAGGUAUACUGCUCUGUAUACCAAGGGGAUGAAUUUUACCUGCAAAUUCGACGGUCAGUCAGUGAAUUUUGUUCCUCAACUACUAUCAACAAUAAACACAACACCUUCCUCCGCCAGACCAACAUCGAGUACACCUUCAUCACAGAGCCAAGAGAACGGAUCCACGGCCAAAGAUAACGGACAAACGAAAGUGACCAGUCCCUCUUUGAUGAUCUUUAUUUUGUUUGAUUCAAGAGGUUAAACUGAAUAUGAAGAGAGGCAAUCUGUAUAUGCAAGAUUCCUCUUACAGAGAAGACGAUGAGAACCUUGCCCGGAGAGAAGAGUCCAUUCAUCAGCUGAUAAUGGAGCAUCAAUAUUACAUGAAAUUGAUUAUGUCGUUCACUUGUAACACCGAGUUUGAUUAGACACUAGUUUAAAAUAAAGAUAGCUUUCAUAUUCUUUCUGGACUUAUAUUUUUAUUUUAUUUUAGGUAAGCCAAUCUCUCGCGUGAUGAAAUUACAUAGUGAGUGUCAAGAACAGUCUUAGGAGAAGGAGAAGGAGAAAACAAACAGUAUUCAAUCUCAAAGUCCAUAAAACAAUACAAAAAAAGAGCAGAGUAAACACGGGCCUCCUAAACAUCAGCGGUGGGAUCAUGUGCCAUGGAGGAAGAUGAACUUAACUUACAGAACGCAUCAACUCCAUACAGGACAAGGACGAAGAAACAUGUCAACACCUUCUUCAUAUUGAUACCAAUCAAUACUGACAUAAGGGGAGAAAAAAAAUCAGCUGCGCCAAGUUUAAAAUUUAAAACACAGAUGAUUGAUUGAUUGUAUACUGUUUAACGUCCCUCUCCAGAAUAUUUCACUGAUAUGGAGACGUCACCAUUGCCGGUGAAGGGCUGCAAAUUUAGGCCUAUGCUCGGCACUUACGGCCUUUGAGCAGGGAGGGAUCUUUAUCGUGCCACACCUGCUGUGACACGGGGCCUCGGUUUAUACGGUCUCAUCCGAAGGACCGCCCCAUUUAGUCGCUUUUUACGACAAGCAAGGGGGUACUGAGGACCUAUUCUAACCCGGAUCCCCACGGGAUGUCGCGGCCAUAAGUGCCGAGCAUAGGCCUAAAUUUGCAGCCCUUCACCGGCAAUACAUGACUACCUUUAAAUUCAGCACCAUAACCAUUAUAAUAAUACUUGAUAUCAGGAUAACUUAGCGAAACUCUUUGGCGAGGGAGGUAGGAAACGUCUGUUGGAUGGAGGUAAAUGUGCUAAAGAAUACAAUGCAAGAUCGAUCAUUGUAGAAUUAAUAAGGACAGUUAAGUAGAACAUUAUGGUAGAAUACCUUGUUAAACCUUGCUGAACCAGCCUAAUGAAUUUUUUAGAGGAGUUAAUCUUUAAAUGUUCCAAUUUUUGCUAUAUUUUUAACUAAACAGACUCUUCUCAUAAAAUUUUCAUUGUACUUUCGGCAUAAAAUUGUUCGAAUCAUUCGAUUGUUAUUACCGUAAACAAUGUCAUGUGCCCCAGAAAUCUCGCUAGAUUUCGAGUUUUCUCGAUUCACCCACAAAAUAGAGGUAGUAAGUUAAAACUGCGGGGUACUCACGAUAUUACGUAUUAAAAUAAAGAUUUGCCAAUAUCUCUGUUAAAUUUUAAACUUUAUUUUUUAGAAAUGUGAAGCUCCACCAUCCAUCCUGACUGGCAAAGUCAUAUGACAAGGAUGAAUUGGGAUUUUCCCUUAUGAUUGAACAAGGAGAAAACUUUGAGCAUCUUAAUGUGCCGAUGAACUUGGUCACCAAAGCUCUUCACUGUGAACAAAAUGCAGCUGAAAAAAACUCUUGCAGGAAAAAUUCCAUUCAACUGCGAAAUUAAAACACUGAAUGGAAAUGUACAGGACUUUUCUACUGCUUAAAUCAUCAUAGAUGAGGUGAAAUGUACAUAUGUAUGUACAUAUGUAUGAUAAAAAAAAACAUUCACAUU
Molecule: messenger RNA, 2622 nt
Organism: Saccostrea cuccullata (small rock oyster)
Lineage: Eukaryota; Metazoa; Mollusca; Bivalvia; Ostreida; Ostreidae
Exons: 7
Coding region: 100-918 (272 amino acids)
Source: RefSeq, a predicted model, not a curated record